Malaya genurostris is the source of this 1109-nucleotide messenger RNA. RefSeq names its product NADH-cytochrome b5 reductase-like. The transcript has a single exon. Gene Ontology annotation, molecular function: oxidoreductase activity. Bases 54 to 1073 code for a protein of 339 amino acids. The record is from RefSeq and is a predicted model, not a curated record. Lineage: Eukaryota; Metazoa; Arthropoda; Insecta; Diptera; Culicidae.
UAUUUUACUUCAUAUUCUAAUUAUUUAAUGGUUUAUUUUAUUUUGAAGCUUAAAUGGAAAGUGAAGAAAUCUCUUCAGAGUGCUGCGGAUCAGGAUGUACCAAUUGUAUUUUAGAUCAGAUAAUUCGAUCCCAAAAUCUAAUUCGGAAUGUUGACGAAUCAAGUAUACUUCCCAUUGGUUACUACAGGGCAUUCAAGUGCACUCUCAUAGAGCAGAUUAUGGAUAAUACUUUCCUGUUUCGGUUUAGGCUCGUGCCUACUGAUGAAGAACAGCAGAAGCAGUUGAUAGUUGCACCGGGUAGCCAUUUGAUGUUGCGCAUCUUCAAAAAUUGGCGGUUCGCGAAUAGACCAUUUAAUAGCAUAUUUUCAAAAUGGAGAAGCUCGAUGGCGCAAUUCAAGAACACGGAAACACGUGAUCGGCGAAGAGUUGUUGAAAAGCAUGAUAAGACUGAACUUGAUUUGUAUCUAAGCCGUCCGUAUACUCCAAUUAGAGUGAAUUGUGACGAAAAAUCGUUCGAUGUACUGAUUAAACUGGAAUCUGGCGGAGAAAUGUCGGAAUAUUUACUUACGUUACAUACCGAUGAUGUUACGGAAUGGAAAGGUGCCUACACUGGAUUCUUUUGGAAGAGGAAUAUGCAUAAACAUUUAUUUGGUUUCGUACAGGGAGUUGGAUUGGCCCCUGUUUACUCAAUCAUGGCGAACAUUUUGAACGAUGAAGAGGAUGAAACACUGUUAAAUCUGUGGUACUGCUGUAAGGACAUGGAUAGCAUUCUGCUAAGAUCAGAUCUGCAAGCUAUGAGUCACUAUUGGAAUUUCAAAUCGGUAAUUUACCUAUCUCGAGAGAAAUGUUCAUGUGGAGGUAGAACUAGUCGAAAUUGCUUAUGUUUGUCAUCGAAGAAAAGAUAUAACGAACAGAUAUUCAAUCACAGAUUGGAAAAGCAAGAUAUACAAAAUUUAUUAGAAAAAGUCGCGCCGGAUUCCGUUCAGGUCCUGAUCUGUGGGAACGAAUCCUUCGCCGAGUUAAUAGUAGCGUGUAUAACAGAAUUACAUAUAGAGAAUUAUUACAAAUUUUAACAAUAAAGUACAAAGAUUUAAGUCUACGCCUUUCUU